Messenger RNA from Penicillium angulare, 645 nucleotides. Its product is annotated as DUF3632 domain-containing protein. The transcript is spliced from 3 exons. Lineage: Eukaryota; Fungi; Ascomycota; Eurotiomycetes; Eurotiales; Aspergillaceae. The record is from RefSeq and is a predicted model, not a curated record. The coding region runs from base 1 to 645 and encodes 214 amino acids.
AUGACCAAAGAAGACUUCAUUCAGGAAUUUGAAAAGUCAGACGAAUUCAAACUCCUUGACAAAGUCGUAAACGAAGAGAUCACCAUGCAAGAUGCAUUCUUUCACCUACUCAAACUAACCAUGGAUCAAUUGUCUAUCUAUGGUCCGGAGGAUUGGAACAAAUUCGGGACCCCAGACUACAAUGUCGCUUGUGCCACAGUGGAGCUCGCUCAACGCCUGGAGCCAUCCAAGCACUCAAAGCUUGUCGAGUUCAUGUAUCAUCUCCAGAAGCAAGUUGCAAUCUACCCAUCUACAAAUGAACCUCUGGAUGCUCAAGGUCAUAUCUUCUGGACAGAGUUACCGUCGUUUGGGUACACGGAAUUUGAGGAAUGGGAAGAGUUUGGUGGCGCUCACGAAGAUCCAUUUAACCCAAGGAUGUAUUAUAAGGAGCGAGAUCGCUGGACAAAACUCAAUGCUUUCCUCGCGCAACUUACUCAGGCUGCAGAUGUUUACUAUCCAUCUUCCCAGAAAGAACCGCUAUACCAUCCCCUGGAUAGGUCAGGUCGCGCUAUCUGGACUAUUGCCAUGGCACUUGAGAAAGAUCGCCCUCCUGCAUGGCUCAGAAAUAUUGUGCUGCACAAUCAUGCUCUGCUUAAAACCCUUUAA